This is a messenger RNA of Pistacia vera, 769 nucleotides long. Its product is annotated as HVA22-like protein c. The coding region runs from base 112 to 636 and encodes 174 amino acids. Lineage: Eukaryota; Viridiplantae; Streptophyta; Magnoliopsida; Sapindales; Anacardiaceae. The record is from RefSeq and is a predicted model, not a curated record. The transcript has 5 exons.
UUUUCUUUGUUGCUUUACAGUUUUCAUACUUUUAAAACUUUUUAGUUUCGCGUUCUCUUAAUUAGAAAACCACGCUCACACUAGCACUACCAAAGACAGUAAAAGCAAGUUAUGAGUUCCCGGAAUUUUCUCCAAGUUGUUGCUAAGAACUUUGAUGUUCUUGCUUUGCCUCUAGUUACUCUUGUUUACCCUCUAUAUGCUUCAAUUAAGGCUAUAGAGGCGAAGUCUGUUUCUGAUGACCAACAAUGGCUUACAUAUUGGGUUCUGUAUUCUAUGAUCACACUCUUCGAACUUACUUUUGCCAAAAUGCUUGAACUGAUUGCUAUAUGGCCUUAUAUCAAGCUGUUUGUUACAUGCUGGCUGGUAUUACCACAUUUCAAUGGAGCAGCACACGUUUAUCGGAACUUCAUUAGACCUUUCUAUAUGAACCCACAAAGUGCAACUUCUAAAAUCUGGUAUGUCCCAAGGAAGAAGGACUUCUUCAGCAAACCAGAUGAUGUUCUAACCGCUGCUGAAAGAUAUAUUCAAGAGCAUGGUACAGAAGCAUUUGAAAGGCUUAUGACCAAGGCUGAAAGAGAAGAAAGGGCGAGGAGGAGCAACAAUUAUAUGAUCUUUGAUGAUGAUUAUAUAUAUUGAAUUUCAGUGUCCACAAAAAUGAUGCCUAGUUUCAUUGUUUUUGUUUCGUGUGUUGCAUUGAAAAUGCUAGUUUAGUACAAUGAGAGUGGAAUUUGGAUUGUGUCCAUGUUCAGGGACAAAACAAGACUUUGAU